AUGGGGUGUCCCAUGCAUUGGGCGCUAUUAUUGCUUGCGUUAUUCGCUUCAGCGAUACAAACGGCAGUUCUUAACGCUAAGCCGGAACAUGAAAACACCAUCGCGAUAGACGAAAGCCCACUGUCCCGGGUGAAACGAAAUGGGGCAAACAUCCGUGGAAAUUUCAGAGGGCAAACACAGUCACAGUACCUUCAUUUCGGAAACAGUCAGGAUGGCAAGGCGGAAGCCGAAGCAACGCAGCACAGUUCCAGAGCGGUUGUCGUUGGUUCCAACGGCAUGGGUCAAGCCCAGAGUCAGUCCUUGGGGGGCGAUUGUACCUCCUGCUACGGUGCGGUUGACGGAGGUGGCAGCUACGUUUAUGAGAGUAGACCUGAUCCUUUGAAAGCGCCCGAUGGACAACGACCUGUCGAUAGGUUGCGUCUUCCGGAAGCUUUCGAACCCGGGACGAACGGGCAUACUGGUAGGCCUGGAGGAGUGGACGGUUAUGGACGACCUGGUGGAUCUGGUCUCGAUGGUCAAGGCAGAUCGUUAGGCGGACCAGGGAGUGAGGGAUCCGGAGUUGAUGCGUAUGGAAGGCCAAUCGGAAGACCGGGCACGGAUGGAGCUGGCGGAGGAACAGGAGUAGCAAGACCAGGGUACGACAUGCAGGGCAGACCUAUCGGUGGUUUUGGACCGGGUGGACCUGGACAAGGAUUUGAUUCGCAAGGCAGACCUAUCGGCGGGCCGGGAACGGGAGGAUCAGGCGUGGACCAAUAUGGGCGACCAAUUGGUGGACAAGGAGCUGGUGGACCUGGAUUUGACAGUUAUGGCAGACCAAUUGGAGGGCCCGGCGCUGGUGGACAGGGCUUAGAUGCCUAUGGUAGGCCCAUCGGUUCAGGUGUUGAUGGCCAAGGCCGACCUGGUUUUGAUGCACACGGUAGACCCAUUGGAGGAGGCACGGUUCCAGGACAGCAGGGACUGGAUGCUCAGGGCAGACCCAUUGGGGGACCCGGUAGUGUGGGUUCGGGGGUCGACGCUUACGGAAGGCCCACUCAGGGUCCAGGAACUGAUGGAACAGGUGUAGACGCAUAUGGCAGACCUGUCGGAGUUACUGGAUCAGGAGUUGAUGCACACGGGCGUCCAAUUGGCGGGCCAGGGACUGGAGGACCAGGAGUUGACGCACAUGGUAGACCGGUUGGAGGUCCUGGAAGUGGCGUAGCUGGUGUUGAUGCUCAUGGCAGACCUGUUGGUGGUCCUGGUGCAAGCGGACAAGGAGUUGAUAGCCAUGGGCGACCAAUCGGAACACCAGGAGCAAGUGGAACAGGUACUGGAAUAGACUCUCAAGGUCGACCAAUUGGUGGAAGCGGUGUCGGCGGAGUAGAUGGUCAUGGAAGGCCUAUUGGAGGCCCUGGAGGCCCAGGAGGUGAUGGACAUGGAAGGCCCUCGGGUGGACCAGGAACAGGAGGACCAGGUACAGUAGGCCAGCAAGUCGAUGCGCAUGGUAGACCCAUAGGCGGACCUGGAACUCCAGGCGUUGAUGCACAUGGUAGGCCAAUUGGAGGCCCAGGAACUGGAGGAGGCCCAGGAACUGGAGUUGGCCCAGGAACUGGUGGGGGGCCAGGAACUGGAGGGGGGCCAGGAACAGCAGGUCCACAAGUCGAUGCACACGGGCGUCCUAUUGGUGGACCGGGAACACCUGGUGUUGAUGCAUACGGCAGGCCAAUUGGUGGACCAGGAACAGGUGGACAACUUUUAGACGCUUAUGGAAGACCUAUUGGAGGACAUGGCGUUGGAGGAGGACCAGGUGUUGAUGCUCACGGAAGACCAUUGGUAGGUACUGGUCCAGGAUAUGACGCUCAAGGACGUCCGAUCGGAGUCCCAGGUACUGGGUUGGAUGCAAGUGGCAGACCUAUUACGGGAACCGGUCCUCAUCCUCAUUUGAUUGGUGCUCCACAUUCCGUGACUCUACCCGGUCAAGAUCACACCGUGGUCAACCCAACUGGUGGACUUACGGUGUUAGUGGGUACGGGAGACUCUAAACAAACAGUAAUUGGUUCCGAUAGUAGACUAGAUGGAUACGGUCCAGUAAAAAUAAUUCCUGGCCCACCUGGUAGUCACGGACCCCCGCGACAAACGGCCUAUGUACAUCCAAGCGGAACGACGGUGCUUGUGGGAACGGGCGGGGCGCAGCAGACCGUAUAUCAUUCAAGUUAUCCAGGUGUUGGUCCACAGACGGUUGUCCAUCCCGGCACAGGUGGCGGUCAUGGACAGUAUCCUGGAACGGGACAUACUGGACAAUACCCAGGAGGAAUUGGACAAUCAGGAGCAGGACAUAUUGGGCAGCAUCCAGGAGGAGUUGGACCUUCAGGAGGUGCACCUGGAGUGGGACAUACUGGACAGUAUCCAGGAGGAGUUGGGCCAUCAGGAGGAGUACCUGGAGCAGGACAUACUGGACAGUAUCCAGGAGGAGUUGGGCCAUCAGGAGGAGCACCUGGAGCAGGGCAUACUGGACAGUAUCCAGGAGGAGUUGGGCCAUCAGGAGGAGUACCUGGAGCAGGGCAUACUGGACAGUAUCCAGGAGGAGUUGGGCCAUCAGGAGGAGUACCUGGAACAGGGCAUACUGGACAAUACCCUGGAGGAGCACCUGGUGGUGGUCAACAUCCAGGAGGAUCAGGAGCCGUAGGUGGCCCUGGAACCACAGGACAGUAUCCUUCAGGGGGCCCCGGUGUCGGAGGCGGUCAUCAUCCAGGUGCUGGCGGUGUCGGAACUGGCCAGUAUCCGUCGGGGAUAGGACAAUAUCCAGGUGGUUCUGGUAGUGGCACAGGGCAGUAUCCCGGUGGUGGAUCAGGAGCUGGUGUUGGUGGAAGUCCCGGAGUUGGAGUAGGACAGUUUCCUUCUGGUGCAACAGGUGUUGGAGGCGGACAGUAUCCAGGUGGAGCAGGGAUCGGCACAGGUCAGUAUCCAUCAGGAGGUGUCGGUGGUGGUCCAGGAUUUGGCCAGUAUCCUUCGGGAGGAACGGGUGGAGCAGGCACUCAGUAUCCAGGUGGUACAGGCACAGGACAGUAUCCUUCAGGACCAGGACAUUAUCCAGGAAGUUCAGGAGCUGGAACGGGUCAAUACCCUGGAACGGGCAGUGGUCCAGGAACGGGAGCUGGACAAUACCCAGCAGGAGGAACAGGUGUUGGAAGUGGCCAGUAUCCUGGAAGUACAGGACAGUACCCAUCAGGAGGUGGACAAUAUCCCGGAGGUUCGGUUGGUGGAUUUGGACAGUAUCCUGGAACAGGUUCGGGUUCAGGAACUGGAACAGGCCAAUAUCCUGCUGGAGGAGCUGGUGUCGGUGGUAGCCAAUAUCCAGGAGGUGCAGGAUUCGGAACCGGACAGUACCCAGUAGGUGGAGGACAAUACCCUGGAGGUACUGGAAGUGGAGUAGGCCAGUACCCUGGAGCAGGAACAGGAACGGGUGUUGGUACUGGUCAAUAUCCAGGAGGAAGCACAGGUGUGGGAGGUGGACAGUAUCCAGGAGGUGGCGGAGUAGGCGUAGGGCAAUACCCGUCCGGAGCAGGUCAAUAUCCUGGAAGCUCCGGUGGCGGAGCAGGACAGUUACCAGGAGCUGGAACUGGGGGAGGAGUGGGUCAAUACCCUUCGGGAGGAACAGGUGUAGGCGGUGGGCAAUAUCCAGGAUCCGGAGGAGUACAAUACCCUGGAGGUAGUGGAAGUGGAGUAGGACAGUACCCGGGAGCAGGAACAGGAACGGGUGUUGGUACUGGGCAAUAUCCGGGAGGUGGUGCUGGUGUUGGAGGUGGGCAGUACCCAGGUAGUGGUGGACAGUACCCAGGAGGCGCAGGGCAAUACCCGUCCGGUACCGGGCAAUAUCCGGGCAGCUCGGGAACAGGUGUAGGCGGUGGCCAAUAUCCAGGUGGUACAGGCACUGGAGCUGGACAGUAUCCAGGAGGUACUAGCGGUGGAACUGGAACCGGGUCUUCCAUUGACCAGUAUCCUAGCACUAUCACUCAAGGAGGAGGAAACCUAGCUCCGCAACCAAUUCAACUGCCAGAAGAAGAGGACGAUGCAUUCUCACAGGCUGAAUCGUCGGUGAAAAACGGAGCCGUGAUAGCCAGCGCUCAGGGUCGUAAGAAUGGAGGUACGGCGCAGACACAGGUCUCCGGUACCUACAACGGAACGGGAUCAUUUAGUGCGAGUGCCCAAACGAGCGACAAGGAUAGGGCCGCACAGGCACAGGUAUCCGGUGGAAAGGAAGGCGCUAUGAGUUCUGCACAAGGUACGGGUGGUAUUGGCAAAUCACAGUCACUUGUGCAGGUAGACUCGAAGACCGGUGGUACCUCGGCAACAUCGCAAAGCGGCGGCCUAGGCCAUGAAAGCCAGUCGGAGGUUGUAGCCAAUGAAAAGGGUGGUUUGGCCGAUGCUCAAUCAAGCGGACCGGGACAAACGUCCUCUCAAGCACAGAUUGGCUUCCGACCGCAAGGUGAAGGGGUGCUUGACCAACAAAACAUCUUCAACGGAGGAGGACAAGCAUCGGCGCAGUCGGGAGCACACUCUGGUCAGAGUCAAUCGCAAAUAAGUGGCAAUUUCAAGUUCGGCAUUGCAUACCAUGGUGCUGCCCAAUCCGCGUCCGGUACAAAGGAACAGGUUAACACCUACCGGGAGAAAAGCAAAAAUCUGUUCCGUCGGAUUGAAUUGUUUUCAGGAUCAAACGGUCCAACGGUUCAUCGUUCAUCGGUAGAUAAUGACGGGAUGCGGAAACGUACUUCGGAGACUAGUUCAGUGAGUUUUCCUAUCAACACAACACCAACAACCAUAGUCGAUGAAGAGGAGUAUGAUGAUGGCGAUGAUGACGAAUACGAUGAGGAGUACGAUGCUGUCACAUCGGUGCGUAAUCUGCAAACGACGGCUACACUCAAAACCACCACUAAGAGCACACCGCUAGCGCAGGUGGCUACAGGACCAUCUACCGAGACCGUGACAACCAACGGUACCCGCUACCAUGUGUUCACGCAGAACACCCCAACGCAGACGCAGAAGGCUAUCGUACCGCAUGGCGAUAAUUUCCGGCUGGUUCAGACAUCGAACGGCCGAUCGACGGUUUACGCCGUAACGACGGAACCAUCGCAAACUCCCAACACGACGCCCCGUUACGCGACACGGCUCCUUUCGACGAAGAAGAACACCCCGACGGAUGACGUUGAAGAGGGGCCACCGGGCGGUGAUACCCUUCCGGGCACCCUCCGGUCCGGCCAGCCCGAUAGCUACAUCUCGGUGACGAAGCAGGUGACCGGCGUUGACGAAAAGAGCAACGUUCCGGCCAUCCCCGGGAAGAACUACGAGUCGACGUACUACACCAAAUCGUCCACCUGCGGAUACUUUACCUUCUCGUGUAACAUCGUGUAUGGGGAAAAUGGACGAAGUAAAAUCUGCCGUCCGAAGCCCCCGGCGAAGGGAAAGUGCUAGAGAGAAAGGGUGACCCAGUUGCAAUAGUUUCCAGUUUCGUAGGAAGUAAGAAUAAUGAAUUAUACUAGCGAUAGCUCCUUGACACUGCCAUUAUAACGCGGAACCUCCUUUCGGUGAUGUGUUAGGGAACAUUUUUU
Molecule: messenger RNA, 5582 nt
Organism: Anopheles coustani
Lineage: Eukaryota; Metazoa; Arthropoda; Insecta; Diptera; Culicidae
Exons: 10
Coding region: 1-5445 (1814 amino acids)
Biological process (GO): extracellular matrix organization
Cellular component (GO): extracellular matrix
Source: RefSeq, a predicted model, not a curated record